AUGAAUGACAGCGCAGCCUCGACGCCGUCGCCUGCGUCGGCGUCAGCAACGUCCGCCUCUGCUGCCGCCGGCUGCGAUGCGGCGCGCGAUAAAACAAUAAAUGUUGGCGAGAGCAGCAGCAGCGUGACGUUGUUAAUUAAAUCAUCGAAUCAACAAUAUGACGAUAUGAACAUCGACAGUGAUCUCUGCUGGACAGUGCAACGGCUCAAGAAGCAACUGUCGCUGGUAUAUCCAGGCAAACCGGACAUCAAUGAUCAAAAAUUAAUAUAUUCCGGCAAACUGCUGGACGAUGCACAAAAGUUAUCAGAGGUAAUACGAAGCUAUAAAGAUGUCUAUCAGCAGCACCACAUCUUUCAUCUGGUCUGUGCUACCAAAAACAUCAUAAAACCACCAGUGAAAGCAACUGCAGCCCCCAUCAAAGAUACCACCCCAACGACCACAGUACGCAAUGAUGCCAGCAAUCCGCGUCAAACUGCAAACGAGCUUCGGCAACGCAAUGUGGCAGCCGCACAACCAUUUCCUUAUCAGCAACUGCAGCAACAGUCUCAUCAACAACCAAAUAAUGCCGCACCCCAUUCCUGGCUGCAGUUCUGGGAACGUGCAGAGAUGGAACAAAAUCAGCGAGCGGCCAACCAAUACAUACCGAAUCCGAUUGCUGCUGGAGCUGUAACAUCGGGUCCACAAAUGGCUUUUCAGCAACAUGCAAUGCUUUAUAAUGCCUGGAUGCAACAGGUUUACGCACAGUACAUGCAGGAAUGGAUGCAGCGCACGACAGCUCCGGGAAUGGGCGCUGCUCCAACAAGCACAGACGCCACAGCCUUGCCACCAAAUUUGCCAUAUGGGCGUCCUUUCCCGCACCACAUGCCAAUGGUGAUGCCCAUGCCCGGUAACUUUAACAAUAUGCGAGUACCUGGUGACACUGCACAGCCGCAGCCCCAGCCGGUGGUAGCAGCAGCUGCUGCUGCAGCUGCGGUUCAGCCCAAUGAGCCACCACAAGCAGCAAUUGGUCGUCAGAGGCAGGGGGGUAACUUUCCCAAUAUACAAGAGGAGCCAGAAAUGCGAGACUGGCUCGAUAGCUUCUUUUCCUUUACACGUCUGGGUAUAUUUGUGACAGUUUUGUAUUUCAACUCGUCGCCCUUGCGGUGCUUGGUUGUAGUGCUCAUAGCAAGCAUUAUUUAUCUCUAUCACAUCGGCGUUCUGCGUCGUCGUCGAGAACGCAACAACAACAAUAUUAAUCGCAACAAUAAUGCCGCUGGCGAGGCUGCCGCCUUUGCGGCUGUGCAACAAAUACAACGUAUGAUGGAUGCCGUUGAGCGAGAUAAUAACGAUCCACAGGAUGUACCAGAUGCUGCUCAGCCUGGCGUCCCUGCAGCCGAUGCUGAGCCAGCGGUACAAGUACCAGCUGCAGCAGAGGCCCAGGAAGCGCCGGAAGCUGCUGCGUUGGCCAGCGCCAAUGUUAAUGCAGGUGGUGUCGAACAGGCAGCUGUGGCCGCCGAAGCUGCUGUUGUUGAGCCACCAAAUGCCAAUAAUUCUGUGAUUUCCGUUGUGCGCACCUUUGUCAUUACGUUCUUCACAUCGCUGUUGCCUGAGGCGCCGGCGCUGUAAAGGGCACCCAGUUGUCACCAAUGCCUGUCCAUAAUUGAUGCUCGCAUGCAGCGGCGCUGAUAUCAGCUGCAGGCGACAUACAUAUGUGCCUGGCUCUGAGUGCGAUUUCCUCUUUAUUCAAUGUUAAUUUUUUUGCAUACCUGAACUAUAUACCAUGUUUUUAGCUGAUAAUAUGAAUUACUAUAUUUAUGAAACGUAACUUUUUGCUAUAUAUGUAUACAUAUAUGUACGAUAUGUGUCUGUGUAAUGUGCAUAAUGCUCUUAGAGCAUUGCAAAAGGGCCUAACCCAAUCCAAUCCAAACCAAGCAAACCACCUCACCUCACACCACAAUUGUCCCUGUCCCAUAGCAUCUAUCUGCAAUUUAAUAGUUUAGUUAUAAGUUUGUUUAGAGCGCUAAUUGUUUGAUGUGAAUAAUUACUACUGCGCUUAGUGGUAGACCAAAUUGUGGAUGAAUUGCAAUUACAAAUAAAUGAAAACCUAUGCUUAUUUGAAUGUAAA
Scaptodrosophila lebanonensis is the source of this 2104-nucleotide messenger RNA. It is a transcript of the gene Herp, whose product is annotated as homocysteine-responsive endoplasmic reticulum-resident ubiquitin-like domain member 2 protein. The record is from RefSeq and is a predicted model, not a curated record. The coding region runs from base 1 to 1605 and encodes 534 amino acids. The transcript has 4 exons. Gene Ontology annotation, biological process: endoplasmic reticulum unfolded protein response. Lineage: Eukaryota; Metazoa; Arthropoda; Insecta; Diptera; Drosophilidae. Gene Ontology annotation, molecular function: protein binding.